This is a messenger RNA of Fusarium odoratissimum NRRL 54006, 1449 nucleotides long. RefSeq lists its product as uncharacterized. Lineage: Eukaryota; Fungi; Ascomycota; Sordariomycetes; Hypocreales; Nectriaceae. The transcript has 2 exons. The record is from RefSeq and is a predicted model, not a curated record. Bases 101 to 862 code for a protein of 253 amino acids.
GCUAAUUAUAAGACCGGCGGUUGGUCCCGUUCAUGAAUAAUGUGAAACAUGCAGCUACAUAAACUUUGAAAGAUCAAUAGACCAGCGAAGAGUAUCGAUCAUGAGCGAGAAACCAGUUCUACUUUUUGUUCAUGGAGCAUGGCAUCCCCCGAAAUGCUACGACGCCAUCAAAACCGCCCUCACCAACCUCGGCUACGAAUGCGUCAUCCCCAAGCUUCCCUCUGUAGGCUCUGAAAGUCACGGCGUUACGUGGGAAGCGGACAAAGCCAAGAUCAUCGAGACAGCAGAGCCAUUCUUCAACCAAGGUCGACAAGUCGUUCUCAUCGCUCAUUCUUACGGCGGCAUCCCCGCGACUGCCGCGACGCAAGAUCAGGGAACGGAAGAGCGUGCGAAACGCGGCUUGAAUGGUGGAUUCCACUCGAUUAUUUUCUUAGCUGCGUUUGCUAUCCCGGUCAAGGGCUGGGAUCUCAUCACGACUUUUGGUGGGGCUUAUCCUCCAUGGUUGCUGGCUGGCGAGAAAUAUACAAAGAAUCAAAUUACUAGGAUGGCGGAGGGAGCGAGGGAAAGUGUGUACAGUGGUUGUACCGAAGAAGCGAUAGAUAAGGCUUUGGAGUCUACGGAACCGCAUUCUCAGGAUGCGUUUGAGACGAGUCUGGAUUUCAUCGCAUCGGAUAUCACUAUUCCGAAGACAUAUAUCAUUUGCGAAAAUGAUCAGCUUAUCCUGUUGCCUCUUCAAGAAAAGCUUGUUGAGUCAACGCCUGGGAUGAGAUCUGCAAGGCUGGCGGCGGGUCAUAGUCCGUUCGUGGAGAAGACGGAGGAAACAGCAGAACUAAUUGUGAACAUCAUCGAGGAAGAAGUUUAGAUAGAUUAGACUAGCAUGAGUCAUGAAAUAGAAACGAGACUAUCGGUCCUACUUGAUAGGAUUGAGCUCGUCCUUGCAGGGCUGUAGUGCCUGACAUAUCGGCCAACAUCCGUGCGGCUCCGCAGAUUUAGCCCGCGAUCCAUCCAUCGGUCCCGCAGAUAGGUUCCGCAGCCAUGAUUCAUGAACCCUGAACCCAAUUAGGAGAAACAAUGGUCUUUAAUUUUCCUGGCACUUGCAUUGUCUAAUUAUUCCCCGUCGCAGCGCCCCAGAUCCAAGCUGCCCAGCUUCCCAACACAUACACGAACAGCGCAGCGAAACAAACCUUGCUAAUCAUCCUAGCCUUCUUGCCAGUGGGUCCCUGGCUCUUUGCCUUGCGGUCAUUGAUCAUAUCUCCGCGCAGGAUCCGCUGCUUUCGUGAGAAUUGCAGGAUUUGUAGGUCAGGAGCCCAGAAGGUGCCGAUCAGCAUUGCUAAAGAUACAACGGUAGAGGCGGUAGCGAGGAAGACAUAGACAAUGGUAACUCGAUCGUAAGAACCAUCGUCGGCAUCUUGGAUGACGCCGGUGAUGAUGCGGAUGAUGAUAUUAGUC